Molecule: messenger RNA, 1185 nt
Organism: Danio aesculapii
Lineage: Eukaryota; Metazoa; Chordata; Actinopteri; Cypriniformes; Danionidae
Product: neurobeachin-like
Exons: 9
Coding region: 1-1185 (394 amino acids)
Biological process (GO): intracellular protein localization
Cellular component (GO): cytosol; membrane
Molecular function (GO): protein kinase binding
Source: RefSeq, a predicted model, not a curated record
AUGUCCCACCGGGAGCAGGCCUCAGGGAAGGCUCAGGACACGCUAGAGGGACUAUGUUUCAAAGCUGGCCUGGGAAUGCCUCGGAAUCCCCCGAAGGAGCUGGAGCAAGUGUCUGGAGGGAGGGAACUGGUCGGUGGCGAGUUUGACCUGGAGAUGAACUUCAUCAUCCAGGAUGCAGAAGCCAUCAUUUGCAUGUUGGAGUUGCUGGAACACUGUGAAGUCACAUGCCAAGCGGAAAUCUGGAGCAUGUUCACCGCCAUACUGCGCAAGAGUGUCCGCAACCUACAGACCAGCACUGAGGUCGGCCUCAUUCAGAGGCUAUUGAUCAAAAUGAGCUCUGUGGAUGACAUGAUCGCAGACUUGCUGGUGGAUAUGCUGGGAGUUCUGGCCAGCUACAGUAUCACCGUCAAAGAACUCAAACUGCUCUUCAGCAUGCUGAGAGGAGAAGGAGGAUUGUGGCCAAGACAUGCAGUCAAAUUACUCUCAGUUCUCUCUCAAAUGGCACAAAGACAUGGACCGGACACUUUCUUCAACUUCCCUGGCCGGAGUGCAGCUGCGAUUGCGUUACCUCCCAUUGCAAAAUGGCCUUAUCAGAACGGCUUCACCCUCAACACCUGGUUUCGCAUGGAUCCUCUGAACAACAUCAACGUCGACAAAGACAAACCCUACCUUUACUGUUUCCGCACAAGCAAAGGCAUCGGCUACUCUGCACAUUUUGUGGGGAACUGCUUGAUUGUGACAUCACUGAAGUCGAAAGGAAAAGGCUUCCAGCACUGCGUGAAAUAUGACUUUCAGCCCCGCAAGUGGUACAUGGUCAGCAUUGUCCACAUCUACAACCGCUGGAGGAACAGUGAGAUCCGCUGUUAUGUCAAUGGGCAGCUUGUCUCGUAUGGGGACAUGGCUUGGCACGUCAACACUAAUGACAGUUAUGACAAAUGUUUCCUCGGCUCAUCUGAGACUGCAGAUGCCAACCGGGUGUUUUGUGGACAGCUCGGAGCCAUCUAUGUGUUCAGUGAAGCUCUAAACCCAGCUCAGAUAUUUGCCAUCCAUCAACUGGGCCCAGGAUACAAGAGCACUUUUAAAUUUAAAUCAGAGAGUGAUAUCCAUCUGGUUGACCACCUUAAGCAAGUAUUGUAUGAUGUGAAGUUAGCAAACAGCAUCUUCUUUAAAGACACUAAACCCUAG